UGCAAGUUCUUCCUCACACACACACACACAGCAUCCCCGAGCCCCUCUACCGCCCGCGACUGGGUUGAUUUAAAAGUGAGCAGUAGCAGACGACAAGUAGUUCUUGUCACCGGGCAGUGACGGAGUGAGACAAGAGAGGACAUAAGGUCAUUAAUCAAAACUACAUCGAAGUGUCACUAGCAGCUGCCAUGUCAAUUCUCUUGCUGUCAGGAAGGAAGAAGGCCAUCACAGAGAAAAAGAAGGUUGUCAGAAAAGUUGGCAAACUUGCAGACGGUCAAGACCCAGUCGUCACAGCUUCAUGGAAAGUUACGUCUGGCGGGAAGAAGACUGCCAUUUCAUUUUCACGUGACAAUAUGAACGUUUAUGUAGAUGGUAAUCCUGUUGAAUGCACGGCCUAUGUAACAGAUAAAGGUUAUGACCUUGACCUUCUGUUCAAUUUGGGAGAAAAUAAAGGUCACAUCUACAGUGACGUAGAAGGCACAGACAUGACUAAUUACCUUUUCUUUGAUGACCAGCUGAUAGCCCAGGAAAAACAGAGCAACUUAAAGUCUAACCAUGUCCCCGGUGAACUUCCCUGAUGGCCUCAAAAGUCUGUAUUUUAAUAAAAUCACCUUUAGGGGGUGACAGUUAGCUUAAAAUUAACAAAUUGGGUAUGAAUGUUUAGUUCCAAAAGAUUAGUGAAUGUGUACACAGGGGGGACAAAUGUUACCAUGGCUACACAAAAUUGUUUACAAAAGAUGGCUUCAUUAUUUUUCAUUUGAAUUACAAAAAGAAAUAUUACAUUAAAAAAAAAAUCACUGUCUUGAUUUUGUAAACACUGCCUGUGAUUUCUUUUUCAUUAUGCUAAUGUACUGUAGGAUUUUUACUACACUCAUUUACUGAAAUCUAUUUUGUGCAUGUUUUUUUGUUGUUGUUUAUCGUAGCUUAUUCAUAAGUGUGUGGUUAUAAUCAUAAUUCCGUCCUUUUUUUUUUCUAGUCUCAAUGCAUAGAGUCAAUCAUUUUGCAUAAAACCAAAUAACUUUUUUUAACAAAUAAAACAUGAAUGUUAAAUAAUCAAUACAAA
Messenger RNA from Biomphalaria glabrata, 1063 nucleotides. RefSeq lists its product as uncharacterized. The transcript has 6 exons. The record is from RefSeq and is a predicted model, not a curated record. Lineage: Eukaryota; Metazoa; Mollusca; Gastropoda; Planorbidae. The coding region runs from base 189 to 578 and encodes 129 amino acids. Gene Ontology annotation, biological process: negative regulation of apoptotic process.